AUGCUCUUCACUCUGCUGACCCUUGUGCUCGCCCUAUCGCUGCUUGCGACCUGCGCAAGUAUCCCAGCGGCACAACCUCAGCCUCAGUCACCUCCUUCUUCCACCACCCCAAUCCCAGCCUCCGCAUCAGACUCCACCGAUGGUCUACAAACCGUCAACCCUGUCGACAUGGGUCAACUCUGCCAACAACCUGCCUACUAUUGUAUCUACGUAGACCAAGUUCGAGCAGGCAUCGUCCAUGCUUCACCUGUAAACGCUACUGAUCGUCAGGGAGGCUUUCUAUUCGAGCGCAAAGCAUACCUGGAUCAAGCCUUCCACGUUUGUUUCGGCGGUUCUUGUAUCGACCUCGACUUCAAAUCGCGACCAGGCUGUGUGACGAUGAACUACGUUGCAAGAGAGAGCGAGAUCAAAGGACAUUUGUUGGCUAGAUUUGCGGAUAAUGUACAGAACAUUAUUGGUCCAAGACAGGAUAUGUUGCAGAUGUUGAUCGCUUGUCCUAAUAAUGAUCAGCCUCUUCCCUAUGCUGUCAUUGGACCUAGAGGUGGAGCUAAGAAGCAGGAUCAGAAGCAGGAUAAAAAGGAGGAUAAAAAGGAGGAGAAGAAGGAGGAGAAAGAGGCAAAGGAAACAGAUACUGGAGUAGCGGCAAAAGCUGCCGUAAAAGAGAACAAGUCCGCUUUUCCUCCUACGGCUGCUAAUAUUACACAGCCAGGCAAGUUGGGUCAUAAUUACUUUGACGAUGUCACUGUGCCUUUGGUUGAUGCUUGA
Ustilago hordei is the source of this 765-nucleotide messenger RNA. RefSeq lists its product as uncharacterized. The record is from RefSeq and is a predicted model, not a curated record. The transcript has 2 exons. Lineage: Eukaryota; Fungi; Basidiomycota; Ustilaginomycetes; Ustilaginales; Ustilaginaceae. The coding region runs from base 1 to 765 and encodes 254 amino acids.